This is a messenger RNA of Gossypium raimondii (Peruvian cotton), 893 nucleotides long. RefSeq lists its product as uncharacterized. Bases 262 to 585 code for a protein of 107 amino acids. Lineage: Eukaryota; Viridiplantae; Streptophyta; Magnoliopsida; Malvales; Malvaceae. Gene Ontology annotation, molecular function: glutamine synthetase activity. The record is from RefSeq and is a predicted model, not a curated record. The transcript has 6 exons.
GAUGACGGUUUCUUCAAAAUAGAAGUAAGGCCGACGGUCGAUGGAGAUGACGGACGGAGAUGGUGAGGGGAGGUGAUGACGGAGAUGAAGAUGUGGAAGAAAAUUUGCUUAGAAGAGAAAAGGAGAAAGGAAAAUGUCUUACGGUAGAGAAAUGGCCUUUUGCAGUUCCUAGGAGGAUGGAAGGAAUUCCUGGUGACUGCAAUUAAUGGAACAGUCACCUGACAGAAGUAAAGGUUGAAGGAUGAACACCAGAAGACGAAAAUGGAGCUAGAGGAAUACAAGUCUAAAAUUGUGAUUAUGGGAAAUGAGAUCCAACAACUUAAGAGAAAGCUUGAGGCACAGAUGCAUGCUGAAGCUGGAAAUGGUCAGUAUGAAAUGGCUUUGGGGUACACUGCUUGUACAUAUGCUGCUGACAACUUGAUUUUCAUGCGCGAAGUUGUUAGGGCUAUUGCAAAUAAACAUGGCCUGUUGGCAACGUUUGUCCCCAAGUACACUUUGGAUGACAUAGGUUCUGGAUCCCAUGUGCAUCUCAGUUUAUGGCAGAAUGGACAAAAUGUUUUCCAAGCAUCUGAUGCAUCUUCUUAGCAUGGAAUGUCUAAAGUUGGAGAGGAGUUUUUUAGAUCAUCUUCCCUCAAUUUUGGCAUUCACAGUACCACUUCCAAAUAGUUAUGAUCGCAUACAACCUAAUACAUGAAGUGGAGCAUAUCAAUGUUGGGGCAAAGAAAACAGAAAAGCACUUUGUAUUUUUUAUUACCUUGCAAUGUUUAUAGUCAUAGGCAGGUUCAACUAGUCAGUCUGUUUUUCAUAUGUAUUAUUUAUUUUAGUUUUGAUUCUAAAUUUUUAUUUUUACUUUAAUAUUUACGACAACUUGAGUUCUAACUUUUGGAUUUUAA